Corylus avellana is the source of this 937-nucleotide messenger RNA. Lineage: Eukaryota; Viridiplantae; Streptophyta; Magnoliopsida; Fagales; Betulaceae. The record is from RefSeq and is a predicted model, not a curated record.
CUUGCUUCCAAGCAAGGAACCCAACGAUCUAAUCCACAUACUUCCCCUCCUACCCUUUUUUCAUCAUUCCCCCAACUCUUCAGCCAUUUAAAUCUCCCCAAACUCACUAAAAAAACUCCAAUCCUCCCAUCGUCGUUUCCAUCAAUCUCUCUCUGGAUUUUCUCACAUUUUUUCAUUUUUUCAUUUUUUCUCUCUGAUGGGUAUCAAAGGAUUCACCAUUUUCUUCAUGCUCCUCGCAAUAUUAUUCUCUUUUCUCUACAUUCCGACCAAACUGACGCUGCCCAUCUCAAACUUCCGGCCGAUUAUGAACUACUUGAAUGUGCAAAGAUCCAACAAGCCGUACCCGGCGACGUUCGCCUACCUGAUCUCGGCGUCGAAAGGCGACACCGGAAGGCUAAAGCGGGUGGUGAAGGCAUUGUAUCAUCCCGCGAAUUACUAUUUGAUUCACAUGGAUUACGGUGCGCCGGCGGCGGAGCACCGGGAUUUAGCGAGGUUUGUGGCGGGGGAACCGGUUUUCAGCCAAGUGGGUAAUGUGUGGCUGGUUGAGAAGCCUAACUUGGUGACGUACAGAGGACCCACCAUGCUGUCCACCACUCUCCAUGCAAUGGCAAUGCUGUUGAGGACCUGCAAUUGGGAUUGGUUCAUUAAUCUUAGUGCUUCUGAUUACCCCUUGAUCACCCAAGAUGAUCUAAUUCACGCCUUUUCGGAGGUGCCCAGAGAUCUAAAUUUCAUACAGCACAGCGGUCACUUGGGUUGGAAAUUGAAUAAGAGAGGGAAGCCAAUAAUAAUAGACCCAGGACUGUAUAGCCGCAAUAAGUCUGACAUUUGGUGGGUUAUUAAACAGAGGUCCGUCCCAACGGCUUUCAAGCUCUAUACAGACGGUUGGAUUAGUGAGCUCAUCAGGCAAAUCGUAACACUAGAUAACUACCACGUGUAG